AUGGUAGCCUUUGGUCUUGCAUCUGCCCCACCCAACGGCAAAACGGUCAUGAUGAGCAUCUUCUUGCUCAUUUCGGUCCUCCUCUUUGGUAUUGUUACUGCCGAGAAGCACGUUAAGCGCGUCACUUCCGUCGACUUCAACUGGGACCCCGAGAACCCUCCCCUCUGGACCAUCCGCCCUGAGGAUCGUGACGAGUUCCUGGCUACCGGCAACAUCUCCAGCCUCAUCAAGCGCAACGGUGUGACUCCUUGUGAGGAUCACUCGCACCCCGCCGUUCUCUACUACCAGUACUACGAGAAGGACUGCCCGGCUCCCAUCAAGUUCCAUCCCGACACCUACAAGUAUCCCGGAACUUGCAUUGGUUGGGAUCGAGCUGGUUGGCCGGAGGACAAUGCCUGUGGCGCUCUCUGUCAAUACCGCACCUAUUUCGAAUGGGCGCAGGAGAGCCCAUACCCCAUGUCUGAAUGUCAUCAUCCCGUCGGAUGCAGCUUGUCUUCGACUGACUCAACCUCCGUCGGAUGGUCGGCUUCUCUCACUGGCAAAAUCGGAAAGAUGUGGAAGCUAGGUGCUUCUGGAAGUUGGAGCUGGACUACGAGCACUGCUACUGGACGCUCCUUCUCAGUCACCUUGUUAAAGGGCGAGUGCGGAUACUUCACCUUCGUCCCGGUCAAGAAGGUCAUGUGCGGCACCUACUCUUCAGCUGAGACAUACCCGAACGCCAUUUACGACUACUAUCUAUGCCGUGCGGAGAAGGGACCGAACAACACGCCCAACAUCUGCGAUUCCCAGCCCUGGUCGAUCAAGAACAGCGGCAAUGCCAAGGAUCCCAAUGCCAUGAUCCCUGAUGGCACCGUCCUCUUCGUCUACACCGACUGUCGCACCCGCCUUCCCCUGCCAAAGGAGUACCAGGACCCCGUCUAUGCCAGCCCUGGCGUUUCUCUCCACCCUGACACCAUCGACAGCAUCCAACAGGGCUGGGUCUGGAACACAUGCUACUUCUGGGACAUGAAGGUCAAGGGCGAGCGUGCCGUCUUCAUCCGCGGCUCGGGCUUCAAGGACGAGAAGAUUGGCGACAAUGGCGAGAUUUUGCGCAAGGUUGUCGAGGCCUGUUCCAGCAAGGCUGGUGGCACGUUCAAGAACCACAAGUUCACAUGGUACGACAAUGGCAAACCGGAUGAUUCGGCCAAGAAGCGUGGCGCCGCGUGGCUCUUUGAAGGUGAUGUGCCUGAGAAGAUUCGACCGGGCUGUAUCGGUGAAGCUCUCAUGCAAAUGGGUGCUGCCACUCAGGAUCAGUGCAUUGGUGACACAAUGAAGGCGCAGGCUUUUAAUUAG
Colletotrichum abscissum is the source of this 1332-nucleotide messenger RNA. RefSeq lists its product as uncharacterized. The transcript is spliced from 3 exons. Lineage: Eukaryota; Fungi; Ascomycota; Sordariomycetes; Glomerellales; Glomerellaceae. The coding region runs from base 1 to 1332 and encodes 443 amino acids. The record is from RefSeq and is a predicted model, not a curated record.